AAUGCUACUUGUCUUCUUCUUACAAAAAUUAAAACCCUAACUAUCGUGCCCUUGGACAAUUACCAGAGAGUUCUAUCUCCCAAAUUUCAUGGAUUUUCUCACUCUCCUUACAAACUAACGAAUUGUGUUUCAUCGUUUAUUCAGAUUGAUAGCUAAGGGAGCCGUCUGUAGAUUUUUUCCAAAAAAGGGAGCGUUCUGUACAUGUUCCAUCAUUAUGCGUGAUUUUACCAAGUCAUGGUCAUGAACAUGGUCACAGAGAGUCCAUUGCACAUGAUGUCAGAUAUCAGUAGACGAUCUGUAUCACAGGGAGGGGGUUGCAGUGAGCAAUUGGAGAAAGAGAUCAGCAUGAUGCUAAAAGAGCAAUACAUUUGGGAACCUAGUGGUCCUGACGGGGAGUUUCAUCCUUGUAGAAGUGGUAGUGCUCCCCCAACUGUUGAAGGCUCUUUGACCGCAAUUGGUAGCCUAUUCGAUCGAAACCUUGGCUCAAACCUCUCUCCACUUAACAAACCUAACAAUAGGUUAUUAUCAGAAGAAGAACUACGAAAUGACCCAACUUACCCAUCGUACUAUUAUACCACACAAGCUAAUCUUAACCCUAGAUUUCCCCACCCUGGCAUUUCAAAGGAGGACUGGCGUGCUGCUCAGAGGCUUCAGGCCGGGACUUCUUCAGUUGGAAGCUUCAGGAGGCUAUCAGUUGAUGAAAUAAGCAGCAAGUCUUUGUUCUCUUCGCAGCCUGGUCUAGUGCAAGAGAAUGAAGAAUGUGAUCCUAUGGAGGCCAGCGAAUUGCGACAAAGGAGUCUCACACGACAGUCCUCUGUGGAGUGGUCCAGGGAGUAUGGGCUCUUUGGCUUGCCGGCCAUUGGUUUGGGAGCAAGGACCAAGAGUGAUGCUAAUUUUCAGCAGGACAUCAGGGGUUCUCUGCCUAAAUCUGGUCGCCUUUAUCGUCCAGUAAGUCAUGGUGCUCUUGAUGAUGAAGUUGAUCUUGCACAUGCAACUGGACACCGAAUCCUGCAGAUGCAUAAUGGGGCAGAUAACUUGGAUAAUUUACAGCCAGCCCUGUCUAGGGUCAAGAGCGUUGGUUCAUCUGGCAAUUCUUUUGCAUCUGCUUUGUGUAAUUCUCUGUCACCAAGCACCACGCCUGAUCCACAAGUGGUGGCGAGGUCCCCCAGCCCCUGUCUGCCCCCUGCUGGAGGGAGGCAUAGUGCAAUUGAAAAGAAGGCUAUUGUUGGAUCUAAUGCCAUAAGUGGCAUUUCGUCUAGUGUGACAGAUAUUGUUGAUAUUGCCACAAGUUUAUCAGGUCUAAAUUUGUCCAAAAAUAGACUGUUGGAUGAGAAAAGUCGUUUACAUCCUCAGCAGGGGAUGAUCGAUCAUGAGAAAUUCCUAUUUCGUGUGCAAAAUGGUCACCAGAGUCAGCAACACCAACUUGUGAACAAUUCUGAAAACGGACCUCUACAUCCCCCUUCCAUAUCUCAAUCCCCAGCAUAUGCUAAGUUAAUUGAUAGCAAUGGAAACAUAAAUGACCAUAGUAUUUCUAAGAUGGGUUCUGAUGGGCUUGCUGAUUGGGCAAAAGGGACUUCAUCAGUGAGUUUGUAUCCUAAAGCUCCCUCAUCAAGCAGCGCUUCUAAUUUUGAUGGAUCCAGUACUCUGUAUCAGAAUUCAAAUUCUCAAAAUGCAGGCCUUCAAAACUUUAACUUGAAUGGAUAUUCCAUGAAUCAAAUGUCACUAUCUUCAACAAACAGCCAUUUUUGCACAGGAGCAACUCUGAGUGAGACCAAUGAUGUGCAAAGUAUGAAUAGGGCCGUUAAUCAAGUGGGGGCAGGUCUUCAAAUGCCACUAAUGGACCCUUUGUACUUGCAGUAUAUGCAAAGAGCUGUUGAAUAUGCUGGUCACGUUACUGGAAAUUUAGGUGAUCCUUCAGCGGGGAGGAACUACAUGGGGAAUUCUUAUGUGGAUUUACUUGGACUACAAAAAGCUUACUUGGGUCUUCUUGCCCAGCAAAAAUCCCAGUACGCUAUGCCAUUUUUAAGUAAAUCUGAUGGCUUGAAUCAUGGGUACUUUGGUAAUGGUUCCUGUGGAGUUGGCAUGCAAUAUUCUGAGUUCCCAGUAGCAAAUUCUCUUCUUUCUGCCUCUCUUGGAGUUGGAAAUCCUAUUAGACAAGGUGAACGGAAUCACCGUUUUCCAGCCAUGAGGAGCUCAGCUGGAGCCACAGGAUCAUGGCACUCAGAAAAUGGUGGUAAUAUGGAAGAUUGUUUUGCAUCAUCCAUGCUCGAUGACUUUAAGAGUAACAAGAUGAAAUGUUUUGAACUUUCAGAUAUUGCAGACCAUGUUGUUGAAUUUAGUGCUGAUCAGCAUGGAAGCCGGUUUAUUCAACAGAAACUGGAAACGGCCACAAUUGAAGAGAAAAAUAUGGUCUUUCAAGAAAUCAUUCCCCAUGCGCUCUCUUUGAUGACAGAUGUCUUUGGCAAUUAUGUCAUCCAGAAAUUUUUUGAGCAUGGUACUACAAGUCAGAGAAAGGAACUAGCUGACCAGCUUUCUGGGCAUGUAUUAGCACUCAGCCUUCAAAUGUAUGGAUGCAGAGUGAUACAGAAGGCAAUCGAGGUGGUUGAUGUGGGGCAGCAGACUCAAAUGGUUCUAGAGCUUGAUGGUCAUGUUAUGCGAUGUGUACGGGAUCAGAAUGGUAACCAUGUUAUUCAAAAGUGUAUAGAGUGUGUUCCCCAAGAAAGGAUUCAAUUCAUUAUUUCAGCAUUUUAUGGUCAAGUUGUGGCACUAUCAACUCAUCCCUAUGGCUGCCGGGUCAUUCAGAGGGUCCUGGAGCACUGCAAUGAUGCAAAAACGCAGCAAAUCAUGAUGGAGGAAAUCUUGCAAUCUGUGUGCACUUUGGCACAAGAUCAAUAUGGAAAUUAUGUUGUGCAGCAUGUGCUAGAGCAUGGGAAACCUCAUGAGCGUUCUGCAAUCAUUGAGAAACUAGCAGGACAAAUAGUUCAGAUGAGUCAACAAAAGUUCGCUUCAAAUGUGGUUGAGAAAUGUUUAGUGUUUGGUGGCCCUGCAGAGCGUCAGCUUUUGGUUAAUGAGAUGCUUGGGUCUACAGAUGAGAAUGAACCCCUGCAGGCCAUGAUGAAGGACCAGUUCGCUAACUAUGUCGUGCAGAAGGUUCUUGAGACCUGCGACGAUCAUCAUCGUGAGCUCAUUCUUUCACGAAUCAAGGUCCACUUGAAUGCCUUGAAGAGAUAUACUUACGGCAAGCACAUCGUGGCUCGUGUCGAGAAGCUUGUUGCAGCUGGAGAGAGGCGCAUCGGGGUUCCACCUACGUAUAUGUCCUGAAGGUUUUGAGAGUGCAGACCAUGUACAGCUAACAAGACUGGUGAAGUAUUUGCCAGCCGGAGUAUGUUUUUCCAGUCCAAAGUAGAGAGAGAGAGAGAGAGAGAGAGAGAGAGAGAUUGGUAUGGCAGAUGGUGUAUAUGAUAGGGGCCGAUCAACUAAAUAAAUGUGUAUGUCAGCAUAUGUACUGUUGUUUCACUUAUUUGUAUAUUCUGUAGUCUAAUUUGACGACGACGACACAUCAAAGAGGGUGAGCUUAGUUAGGGUUUAGGGGAAAUGAGGCAUUGUGGCUCAAGACGUUUUUUUUCAUAACCUUGAGAUGCAUGUACACGAGUGUACUGUCUGUAAAGAGAAAAAGGAGUGUAGGGUAAUGUAUAAGAACGUUUGGUGGAAGAUGUUUUCUUCAUAAAUAAGGGGUUUCACUCUGAAAUCCUUACUAAUAAUACAAGGAUAUUGGAGGAUACAUGUUUUGAAGA
Amborella trichopoda is the source of this 3794-nucleotide messenger RNA. Its product is annotated as pumilio homolog 1. The record is from RefSeq and is a predicted model, not a curated record. Gene Ontology annotation, cellular component: cytoplasm. Gene Ontology annotation, molecular function: mRNA binding. Gene Ontology annotation, biological process: post-transcriptional regulation of gene expression. NCBI's taxonomy places the organism in Eukaryota, Viridiplantae, Streptophyta, Magnoliopsida, Amborellales, Amborellaceae.